AUGCAAAACCACCCGCAACUACUUCUUCUUCGAAGACCUUUACCUCCAAAGCUCCCUAAAUUGCCUGUAGAUAAGAAAGUCCGUCCGGCCACGACUGAUAAAACUGAGAUACCACUGGCAAAGUUUACUCAAGGUGAAAGAGAUAAAACUAGUUUUCCUGAUACUGUCUCAAGAGAGCCAUUUCAAACCUCCAUCGGUGUCCAGAAUCUCUCUUUGGAUGAUCGUGUACAGAAAAGAGCGACUCCUGUCCCAGGACCCCCCAAACCGAAGCUCGAUCGUUGGCGCGUUCCAGACACGGCCACUGGUUGUGUGUUUUUCCCGAGUUGUCCAUCAGCUUCCACUCGAGUUUUUGGGAAGAGAGCCAAGCAGUGGAAAAGAUCAAGGAAACCAAAAGGAGAGCCAUCAAAAAUAAAAAAGACUUCUGUCGACGACAUGCUAAAAGACAUCCUGAUUUUCUCCUCCACGUUCUCCAAACCUAUCAUUGCCCCUCCCCCAGUCACCCCCACCACACCCGAGGACAUCCGCCUCAUGGAGUUACCUGUGGCAAAGAGCAGGGCCUACACUUUUAAGCACCCUCUCAUAGAUAUGAGUGUGAUACGGCCAAUCCCUCUCCCAAGAAUUAUGCCUGUGCAAGCACAAAGCCGGUGGUUUGGUCAUUUACAACCAAGUACGGCGGUGCUACUGGAUAUUACUCAUUUUCCUGGUGUUCUUUCCAUACCGCCACCAGUUUUACCGAGAAAACCUCGAAGACAGUCUGAAAUAGAAACUCGGAGAAUAGAAGCUGAAAAUCUGUUCACAGAAGAUGUUCAAAGCUCGCUAGUCCUGCAUGAAGGUCUCACUAAAUCUAGAAGACCAAACGAAGCAGAGACCCAAGUUAAGCGCCGGGAGGUCCAUAAGACUGUGGUAACAACACAGUAUGACACCAUACAAGCCAUGACCAACCUGGCUGUGGUCAACUGUCAGGUACAUGGGAGGAAUGCGCUGAACCUCCAGGGGUUUUUUAUCCUGAAUUGUCCAGACUUAACAUGUUUGGCUUUGCAAUUGGUAUAUCUUAACUUAUCAUUUAAUGAUAUCAGUUCCUUUCCUACAGAGAUAUUUUGUCUGAAAUAUUUACAAAUACUGAUCCUGAGAAAUAAUCCUAUCAAAGCAAUCCCUUCUGAAAUCCAACAACUUCAGUUCCUGAGAGUUUUCAACAUUGCCUUUAAUUUGAUUUUGAAUCUUCCACCUGGGUUAUUUUACUUGCCCUAUCUUGAGGAACUUAAUAUUUCCUACAAUAGUAUUGCUGCUAUUCCAAAUGAAAUCCAGAAACUCAGGUCACUCAGACAGUUGCUUGUUGAUGGAAAUGACUUGACAUCCUUUCCACCUGGGAUUCUGAAGCUUCGCCUGAAAAAAAUCCAGUUUGAUAAUAACUUCACUCAUCCUUAUCUUUGGAGAGAGAACUCUUUGAACAGUCCACAGAGUCUUACUCAAGUUGCUUCGCUGGCCUUUCUAAAACAUGAUCUAGAUAAAUAUUAUGAUGUGAUCCCAGAGAAAAUCCAACUGUUACUAAAGGGCGCAUCCAAGUGCGAGUGGUGCGAAGGCCCCAGGUUCGGUGAAGGGUACCGCGUCAUCCAGUCCUGCAAUGUGUUCGGAGUGGCACGCCUUCCCGUGAUGUUCCGCGUCUGUUCCUCUUCUUGCUAUCGAGCAGUGAAUAAGAAGAGUGUGUUCUAG
This is a messenger RNA of Artibeus jamaicensis (Jamaican fruit-eating bat), 1710 nucleotides long. RefSeq names its product leucine rich repeat containing 63 (gene LRRC63). Lineage: Eukaryota; Metazoa; Chordata; Mammalia; Chiroptera; Phyllostomidae. Bases 1 to 1710 code for a protein of 569 amino acids. Gene Ontology annotation, molecular function: protein binding. The transcript has 9 exons. The record is from RefSeq and is a predicted model, not a curated record.